UGUUAUAAUUUUUAUGAACUACCUGAUAUUUUGGUUUUAUUCUGGCUUUUACUAAAUACCUACUUUGUGCAGAUUGUAAUUAUGAAAAUUAUAUUCUAUAUGGGCAAUUAUUGUCAACUGUCAACCCUCAUAAGUAAAAGUCAAAACAUAGUUAACCUUUUCGUUCUUCCGUCAGAUUUGUUUUUGUGAAGAUAUUUCAUGUUAUAUCCGUGAUAUCUGAUAUAUUCUGCAAAUUUCAUAAUAUUGAAACUCUUAAAUCAAUUAACUGGAUAUACAACCGACAUGAUAAAACGUCCCAAACCAGGCGAGGAUGAGGACGAUAUCCUCAAAAUGCAAGAAGAGUUCCUUCGGGAGAAAAAUAAAAACGAAAACUGGCAACCGGCAGCUCAAGUGGUCAAUCUGCGACCUACGGAACCAACGAAACGCCCAACUACUGAACCGGCUACACGGAAACCAUCUAAAUACGCAAAAGCUAAGGGUCUUGGGAACACGGAGAAAAGAGUUACCUUUGACUCAGCAAAUGCAGUUUUGGGUGAUAUAUUGGAAAAGAAUGUAGACGAACCUAAGAAAGAGGUAGAAGAUGAUAAAGUGUACUAUCCUAAAGUGAUUCCUUCUGUUUUGGGCAAUAUUGUAGAAAAAAAUAUUGAUUAUUUUGAUUUAGAGUUCAAGCCAAUGCCUUCUCAGGGAUUUCCUGUUGCAACAAAGCGCGAUUCUAAAGCACAAGCACUAGAUAAAACAAUUAAAAAACAAAAUGAACCUACAGAAAUGGAUAUAGACAUACCAUCUACUAGUAAAACUGUUUCAGAAUCGAAUAAACUCAACCUACCUGCUAAAAGUUAUGUAGUAACAUCCAAAGAAGCUGAGAAAAUUCAUACUGAAAAUGUUAGAGUUCU
Manduca sexta (tobacco hornworm) is the source of this 893-nucleotide messenger RNA. RefSeq lists its product as uncharacterized. Gene Ontology annotation, cellular component: nucleus. The record is from RefSeq and is a predicted model, not a curated record. Lineage: Eukaryota; Metazoa; Arthropoda; Insecta; Lepidoptera; Sphingidae. Gene Ontology annotation, biological process: transcription by RNA polymerase II.